AUGGCCUCCUCUGCCAUCACCGCUGUUGGUAGAGAUGCAGAGGUAGAGAUGUCUGCUGCAGUGGAAAAGGGAAAGAAACUGGGUGCAGAACGUUGCUUCUUAUACACUUCCACCUAUGCUACAUUAUUUUCUCUUUCUGUGUUUCAACAGGCCUUAAACAGGGGCAUCGCUGCUGUCAAAGAAGAUGCUGUGGAAAUGCUGGCCAGCUAUGGGCUGGCAUACUCCCUGAUGAAGUUCUUCACGGGUCCAAUGAGUGACUUCAAAAAUGUGGGUCUGGUGUUUGUGAACAGCAAGCGAGACAGGACCAAAGCAGUUUUGUGCAUGGUUGUGGCAGGAGCUGUAGCUGCUAUAUUUCAUACCUUAAUAGCAUAUAGCGAUUUGGGGUAUUAUAUUAUUAAUAAGCUGCACCAUGUGGAUGAAUCAGUGGGAAGUAAAACUCGGAGGGCCUUCCUUUAUCUUGCUGCCUUCCCUUUUAUGGAUGCCAUGGCAUGGACCCAUGCUGGGAUUCUACUGAAACACAAGUACAGUUUCCUAGUGGGAUGUGCCUCCAUCUCCGAUGUCAUAGCUCAGGUUGUUUUUGUAGCCAUUUUGCUUCACAGUCACUUGGAGUGCAGGGAGCCUCUCUUGAUACCCAUCUUGUCCUUAUACAUGGGAGCACUUGUCCGAUGCACCACAUUAUGCCUCGGAUACUACAGGAACAUACAUGAUGUCAUUCCUGACAGAAGUGGUCCUGAAUUGGGGGGAGAGGCUACAAUAAGGAAGAUGCUGAGUUUCUGGUGGCCUUUGGCAUUAAUUUUGGCAACUCAGCGAAUAAGUAGGCCCAUUGUCAACCUUUUUGUCUCCCGGGACCUAGGUGGCAGUUCUGCAGCCACAGAGGCGGUGGCGAUUCUGACAGCUACGUAUCCUGUGGGACACAUGCCUUAUGGCUGGUUGACAGAGAUCAGAGCAGUAUACCCUGCUUUUGACAAGAAUAACCCCAGCAAUAAAUUGGUGAACACCAACAGCACUGUCACAGCAACACAUAUCAAGAAGUUUACUUUUGUUUGCAUGGCAUUGUCCUUAACGCUCUGUUUUGUGAUGUUUUGGACACCAAACGUGUCAGAGAAGAUUUUAGUUGACAUAAUUGGAGUAGAUUACGCCUUUGCAGAGUUGUGUGUUGUUCCUUUGCGCAUCUUCUCCUUCUUUCCACUUCCAGUGACUGUCAGAGCACACUUGACUGGUUGGCUGAUGACUCUGAAGAAGACGUUUGUGUUGGCACCCAGCUCAGUGCUGCGGAUUAUCGUCCUCAUCACUAGUCUCAUUGUGCUGCCUUAUUUAGGAGUUCAUGGAGCCACUCUUGGAGUAGGAUCCCUUCUAGCUGGUUUUAUAGGAGAAUCCACCAUGGUUGCAAUAGCAGCCUGUUACGUCUAUCGCAAGCAGAAAAAGAAGAGGAAUGAGAAUGAAACAGCUGCGGAAGGUGAAGACUCUGCCAUGACCGACAUGCCUCACACAGAGGAAAUGACAGACAUCGUAGAAAUGAGAGAAGAGAAUGACUAAUAAAGGGGAUGCAAUUGUUCUCUGCAGGGACGAUUGGAGUGACACUUCAGCAUCUUGUCGUCUCUCAUACUUUUUUGUUUGUUCGUUUUUAUUUUUGUAAUAAAGAGGCCUUGAUU
Chaetura pelagica (chimney swift) is the source of this 1652-nucleotide messenger RNA. It is a transcript of the gene ANKH, whose product is annotated as ANKH inorganic pyrophosphate transport regulator. The coding region runs from base 1 to 1536 and encodes 511 amino acids. The record is from RefSeq and is a predicted model, not a curated record. NCBI's taxonomy places the organism in Eukaryota, Metazoa, Chordata, Aves, Apodiformes, Apodidae. Gene Ontology annotation, cellular component: membrane. Gene Ontology annotation, biological process: phosphate ion transmembrane transport. Gene Ontology annotation, molecular function: phosphate transmembrane transporter activity. The transcript has 12 exons.